GGCAGUAGGGAGGGAGCGAGCGAAGGAGGGAGGGAACCGGGCAGGUGACACCGCUCUAGGUUGCUCGGGGUCGGCGGCGGCGGCAGCAGCAACGGUGUCACCAUGCACGUCAAUGGCAAGGUGGCCCUGGUCACCGGCGGGGCGCAGGGCAUCGGCAGGGCUUUCGUCCAGGCGCUGCUGAGCAAGGGUGCGAAGGUAGCUCUGCUGGACCGCAACUCGGAGGCCGGGCAGGAGAGCAAGGCGGCUCUGGACGAGCAGUUCGAACCGCAGAGGACGGUGUUCCUCCAGUGCGACGUUACGGACCAGGAGCAGCUGAAAGGUGCUUUUAAAAAAGUAAUUGAACAUUUUGGAAGGCUGGAUAUUGUGGUUAAUAAUGCUGGAGUGAACAAUGAGAAGGACUGGGAAAGCACUAUACAAAUUAAUUUGACAUCUGUGAUUAGAGGAACUUAUCUUGGCCUAGAAUACAUGAGAAAAGGACAUGGAGGAGAUGGAGGAGUGAUCAUUAAUAUCUCAUCUUUGGCAGGACUCAUGCCUGCUGCAUUCCAACCUGUGUACUGUGCUACAAAGCAUGGUGUAAUUGGAUUCACAAGGUCAAUAGCAUUAGCUGCUAAUAUGGAAAACUAUGGUGUGAGACUCAAUACAAUUUGUCCAGGAUUUGUCAACACACCAAUUCUUCAGUCAAUAGAUAAAGAAGAGAAUAUGGGACAAUAUUAUUCAUAUAAGGACGAGAUCAAAAACAUGAUGCAGUUCUAUGGUGUGAUGGACCCAUCAAUAAUUGCUGAGGGACUAAUAACAAUAAUUGAAGAUGAUACUUUAAAUGGAGAAGUUAUGAAGAUUACGGCAUCCCAAGGGAUUCAUUUCCAACAGUACACCCAAACACCUUUUACAUCAUCAAAUAGAUAAAUAAUUGCUUUAUGCUAAUUAUUUUUGGCUUUUCUUAAAUGUAGAAAAAUUUGAAAAGAGUUAUUUGGGGGAAAAAGGUUAGUGUUGUGUCUUGAGCAGUGAUAGUGUUCAAACAUUCACAUUCUAAUAACAAAGAGAUGGACAAGAGCUAGUGUGGAAGAUGUUACCAUCUAGUUUGAUUCUAUAAGCACUAAUAACAGUGUUUAUUCAGUAGAAUAUACAUACUGCUUUGAAGAUUUUUGAUUAAACACACUGCUUUGAAGAUUUUGGUUAUCUAGUAACGGGGGACAGUUUUUUCCUUCUGGUAGUUCUCAUCUACAUGUUCCAAGUGUAUUUUGGUGGACCUGACUUACUUCAUAUAAUUCUUUUCACUCUCAUAAACCUCUGCUAAUUUAUAUCUUGAAUUCUUCAGAACAGGAAUUCAGUUCAGGAAUCGACAACUCAAAUAUUUCUAUAAGGCGUAAAAAUUUAUGUUUUCUUAGGAAACAAAACAAGAGGCAGACUUCUUUCCUCAUUUAUAUAUGCAACUGGAUAUGUUGCAAGGAAGUACAGAUUUUUAUCUUCUCAGAUUUUAGCUAUUUAUAAAAUAGUUCAGAAAUAUUUUUUUCACUUGUAGAAAUAUAUAUGAAUUUUCUCUCUCUGUAUAUACAAGGAUGAAUACUUUGGCAUUGAUUGAAAUGUCUACUUACUCAUUAAAUCUCAUUUUCUAAAUGUUUAAGUCUAAUUUCUUGCCUCAAUUGAUUAAAACCUCCUGAAUAAUUGGAAAGGAGGGAACGUUAUAAGUGUGCAUUUUGGUAUCAUAAUAUACUCAGAUGGAGCAUGUCAUAUAGUGGCAAUGAAAAUUAAAAAAAAUUACUUCCUGAGUGUAUUGGACCUUCUGAAUUCAGGUCAAUCCCCAGCUACAUUUAUGAAACAAACCUUGGUACUCCAUAGGUUACAUGCCUGACAAAAAUAAAUUUUUGACAUUAAUUUAAUUAGGACUGUAGCAUAAGAAGAAUUAAUGAGUCCUGGAAAAGCUGGGAAAAGUUAGUAUUUAGCCUCCUUAAAAGUACUGACUUAAAUUUCACUGAUGUAAGCAUUGUUUUUUUCAGCAUUGUAACCAAAAAAGUGGAAACAAUAAUAUUUAUCUUCUGUGGAAGUCAGGAAGCAAUAAGACUGUGGGGAGAGGAAAAGAAGCAGACACACAUACCUUAAGUUACUCAUCAUUCUCCCUCUGCCUCCAUUUUUGGCUCUGUUAAUACUAUUUUUAAAGCCUAUUUUGAAUGCACUCAUGCUGCUAGCCACAUUAUCAGCAUUCCACUAGACUAACAACGACUAUCUGAUUCGAUUGUAUUAAUUUCUACUUUCAUCUCAUUAAAAUCAGAGCAUUUCCUAAUAUAUGACAAAAUAGUGCAAAAGCUGUGAUGUAAAUUUAAAAAUCAGCGUUCUUCUCUAAUUAGGUUCGAACACUGAAAAUCAUCAACUUCCGCUUCUCUCCUUGUUAAGUAGCAUUUAAAUGUAGUUUAUAAACAAGGGAUGGUGUUAUAGUAUAUGUAAACCAUGCAACUAGCAAACACCGCACUAAGUUAAAUACUAACUCAACAGCUUGUCAUAAUAUAAUAACAUACUUCACAUAACAAUGAUAAUAUUGUAAAUGUCAGUAUGUGUAUUGAUGAUAGGUUGUGGUCUUGAGUGCUUUUGUUCACUUCUGCUCCUUGCUUCCCCAAAAGAAAUACCUGUUAACCAGGAAGGGUUGAGUUUUCCAAAGGAUCAAUGAAAGAAUAUAUAAUUUAACAAUGUCAGUAAUAAAAGGUUGAAGUCCAACAUGUGCUCCCUAGAGGAAGAAAAACAGAAAGAAAUCUAAUCAGAGCCAAUCAUUUCAGACACUGCACAAUUAACUUGUGGUAUUGCACUGGUACAAAAUUCUAAUUAUGUGAAUUGGGAGUAUUCUAAGAAUGGAUUGCACUUAUGUGGUAUGUCAAUUGUCACACGAGAUAGAUAGACACAUAGAUAGGUAGACAUUAAUAAAACAUGCGUUUAGAUUCCAGGACACUGGAAAAUCUGAGCCUGUAUCUGAGGGAGAGUUAAAGCCAUAUCUUUCUUGUAUGUAUAGGUCUUUUCUUCUGGAUUAUUUUUGUAAUUCAAGGAUGUUUUCAAAUCAAAGUCAUACAGAAAACUUCAUGAAAAGCAGAGACUGCAUUCACUUCCAUCUGAUAAGGAAGUCUCAGAAUGCAAUACAUUCUGAUUUGAUCAAAUUUACAUUUAUCCAAAGAAAAAUCUCAAAUUAUUAUCUUAAUCUUACUAAAAGGAACAAGGAAGUAACAAUGAAGUAAAACUCUUGAUGCAAAAUCUAACAGGAAAAAUAGCCAUCAAAUUUCUAACUUUGAAUUUAAAAAUAAAUGCCCCAAACCAAAUAUCGUUUUUCGGGUUUUGUUAGUCUGUAUUAAAACACAUGUGAGGGGUUUAUCUGCACAGGAAGAACAAGUCCCAAAUAUGUUUUGGAAAGGUUUCCUGUAAGACUUCCCCCCAAUCUUUGGAAGUCUUCCAGAGUAAAGAAAAAGAGCAUAUGUUUGAUUUACAGACAGAAACACCCAGGGAAACAAUAGGUAGAAAGGUGAGUUAAAAGAAGAAAAUAACUUUCAUUUCUGCACAAAGGCUGUUUUGAAAAUUUGUCUUUGGUUUAAAGUCUUGACAUAAUUCCAAGGCUUAAUUUAUUUUGCCUGGGAGAUCAUGAUUUUUAAGAAAACUGUUCCAAUUUUGAAGGGAAACUCAGCCAAGAAGAAUAACAAAUAUUUUAGAUGAGAGAUGUGAUACUAAUUGCCAAGGACGUAAGAUGGCAAGUAAUAAUCUAGACGCAUAUAAUGAUCAUUAUUUGUAAUGAACAUUCAUUGCCACAUGACAUGAGUUUACUUUUCAGUGGGUUUUCACAGUUUCAAAUAGGAAACUUUUAAGAGUAAAGAAUAAAUAUUACCAGUGAACUCCACUUUUUCAGUAUUUAUGAUCCCACAUCUAAACGCAACUCAAUGCAUUUCAACUGCAUUGUGACAGGACAGUGUUGCUUAGUUUGUAUUAUUUAAUGCCUUAAUUCAAGAAAAUCUUUUUGAAAAUAUACACAACUGCAGGCAUCGACAUUAUUAUGUGGGUAGCUUAUUAUGUUCUGUGUGUUGAGAUGGUCCUCAAAUUGGCUUGUGUUAUAUGUCUCAUAAAACCAUACGUGUAUAAAUUUUAUUAUUGAGAGGGUGACCUAUGCAGUAACAAAUCCUCAUUGUAGAUUCCUUAAAUUAAGGAAAUCCUGCAAUGACGGACUAGACCCCUUCCUCUUGUUUAGAGCAUAAGUUUCACAAAUGUAAACCAAAAAGAAUCUUUAGUAAAACUAAAACCUAAUUUCCACUGAAAUCUUGAAUAUGAUCCUAAUAUUUAAAGGAACAGCAUUAGACAUCUAAUGCUAUGACUUCUAGGCAGGAUGGGGCUUUUCUGACAGACAAUGAUUUCCUUCCUCCAGUGUUGAACCACUUUAAACUUUCUACAGGAUGAUUCUCCAGCUUGAACUUCCCUUUUAGCUAAGUCUAUUUGUUUUGUAUCAAGAUAUGUUGACAGUUUUCAGCUGCUGCUCUGGGAGUCCAGGUGGUUCAAUGAAAGUGAAGGAUAAUACCAUAAGAUUUAUAUUUUUACUUUUUUUUCCACUAGUACGAAUAAGAACAGCUUAAUGUCAGGUCAAAUUUGUAAUUUAUAUUGAGAGAGACAGCAAACAAGAAGAGUUAUGUUCUUAAUCUGAAGAGGACAGUAAACAGGAAAAGAACAGGUCAAGUAAAAAAAUGUAUAAGUUGCAAAGAGAUUAAAUUUACAACAUAUUUGAAAUAAGUAACAUUAUACCACUGUUUAUUGGAAAGGCAAUUAUUAUGAACUGUGGACCAAAUCUAAAUCUGAAUGUUUUCUGACUUUUAUACAAAGACAGUCUAACAUACUAUUGCUAGGGAUUCAGAAUAAAAUGAGGAUCUUCACAGUAAAAAAAUGAAUAAAGAAUUAAUCUAUUUUAAGCAAUCAUGCUUUAAGAAGGGAAGCAUUUGCAACAGUUAUAUAUUCAGGUCCCUUUAUUUUUCAGUAAGCUCUGUGCUAAUUCAUUGCUGGCAUCUACUGGGCAAACCUUUCAGAGAUUGUUACCACUGCAGAGGCAAAAUCUAUUUCUUCCUACAGAAUUGCACCCUUUCAGCUUUUACUUCUUAUCAGAGGGUUUCUAGCUCCCCUGCUGUCAUCCAGAAAAGAGGCCACACAGGACGGGACCAUCAUCUGGUGACAGGUCUGACAUCUGUUCCAGGAAUUCCUGGAUGAUUUGAGGGUCUAGAUUUAGCCUCAUGAAGCAGAAAUUCCUUGUAGUUACAUCCAAGAAGAGGGCAUAAAGAGCUAGCUAUCCUCUUAUAUAUCACCCUGGCCUUACCACUUCCUUUUCUGCAUCUUUCCAUUGGACAACCUUAAACAUAAGCAUUUCAGCAGGGAACUAUGCUCCAGCCACACCAAAACACAACUGUGCCUUUUCAGCAGUCACCAAGAGCAUUUUCACUUAAGACAUCACUCAUUUCACAAAUUUCAGACAAACCGUAAGGCCAGCUUACCAGCUCAUGUGAAUCUCUGCUUCACAGAAAUGGCCAAAGGUAUCUCAGUAGCAUUUUCCUCUUCGCAAUGUGAGGCUUCCUCAGCAGCUGCAAUCUUGAGAAACUAAAAAAGAAUAAGAAAUAAGGCUCUCAGUUACACAGCUUUGAAUUUGUUACUAUAGGACAUGAGAACAAGCACACUUCUGCCUGCUUUCAUAAAAAAAAAAGCACAAAGACAACUUUGACUGCACUUUCCCACAGUUGCAAACAAAACCCACAGAAGAGAAGAGGAAAUAAAGGUAUUUUUGGAAAAUGGGAGUAUAAAAUUCUUCAGGAAAAAUAGUUGUAUUUUUUAGCUAACCUAUCCAUUCCUAUUUAUAUAAAUUACUAGCACUUCAGAAUCUUGUACAGCAUUAGACCUUGGAGACAUAUUGCUGCAAUUAACACUGCAAGCAGUUAACCUCAUAUACACAACUGCUGCAGUUCUUGAGAAAGACCCACAGAUGGGCAGAGAAUAUUGAAAUCUUUGCCACUUAUUCUGGAACAGCUGUUGCAAAAGUGAAUCAUCUUCCUUGUACAAAACCCUUCUGGCAAUUUCACUUCAAAUAGAUGUAGUGUUCCUUUAUGGAGCUUUUUUCUCCUCUGCAUUUGUAAGACUGUUUAAAUCCACUGCCCUCAGCAAUGCUUACGAAUUAGCUGACGACACUCAUCAAAACUACUGCUGUUGUUUUGAUUUAAGAUUGUUUGCAUUAAUAUAUACCUUAAAUCAAGGUUAGAGAAAAUGCAGCUAGGUAUUCAUAUAUGCCAAAUACUACACCAGCACUUCACUUUAUAUUCAAAUUUUCCUAGAGGGACAGUGCAUCUUGACUUCAUACAGCAGCUACUACCCCUUCAUUUUCACACCCUCUGUAUAUGACUAUUUUAUUUAUAUGUAUACAUACAUACACAUAUCUCCAUAUAUGUUAUCUAUAUAUCUGCACACUCACAGAAUACACAUCAGAAAGAAAUUAUCUUUUUUUCUAGAGCAACAGAUACUUUGUAUACAUGUACCUGAAGACAGCAACUUUUAGAGAAUUUGUAAAACUUUAUUUUUGAGCAGUGUUCAUCUGCCAGCUCUGUUCUGUGAAGUUCAUGGAAGAUGCUUAAACCUAUAUAUUACAUUUCAUUGAGCA
Cuculus canorus (common cuckoo) is the source of this 6643-nucleotide messenger RNA. It is a transcript of the gene HPGD, whose product is annotated as 15-hydroxyprostaglandin dehydrogenase. The coding region runs from base 103 to 903 and encodes 266 amino acids. Gene Ontology annotation, molecular function: oxidoreductase activity, acting on the CH-OH group of donors, NAD or NADP as acceptor. NCBI's taxonomy places the organism in Eukaryota, Metazoa, Chordata, Aves, Cuculiformes, Cuculidae. Gene Ontology annotation, cellular component: cytoplasm. The record is from RefSeq and is a predicted model, not a curated record. The transcript has 7 exons.